GGUCUGUAGUGCGCGCGCUGCCAGCCGAGGCUCCUGCCGCCGUGACCCGCGCUCCGCCUGCCGCCGGGCUGCAGGGACCCCCGAUAGCUCAUGUCAGAAGAAAGUGACUCUCAGAGAACCAGCCCCUCUGUGGCCUCACUCUCCGAAAAUGAGCUGCCACUGCCUCCGCCCGAGCCUCCCGGCUACGUGUGCUCGCUGACGGAAGACUUGGUCACCAAAGCCAGGGAAGAGCUUCAGGAGAAGCCUGAAUGGAGACUCCGGGAUGUGCAGGCCCUCCGAGACAUGGUGCGGAAGGAGUACCCAUACCUGAGCACCUCGCUGGAUGAUGCCUUCCUGUUGCGCUUCCUGCGGGCCCGAAAGUUUGAUUAUGACCGGGCCCUGCAGCUGCUGGUCAACUACCAUGGCUGCAGGCGGAGCUGGCCAGAGGUCUUCAGCAACCUGAGGCCCUCCGCCCUGAAAGAUGUUCUUGACUCCGGAUUCCUCACAGUGCUGCCCCACACGGACCCCAGGGGCUGCCAUGUCCUCUGCAUCCGACCAGACAGAUGGAUACCGAGCAACUAUCCAAUCACUGAGAACAUCCGAGCCAUAUACUUGACAUUAGAAAAACUCAUUCAGUCCGAAGAGACCCAAGUGAACGGAAUUGUAAUUCUCGCAGACUACAAAGGCGUGAGCUUAUCAAAAGCAUCUCAUUUUGGCCCUUUUAUAGCCAAAAAGGUGAUUGGCAUUCUUCAGGAUGGCUUCCCCAUUCGGAUAAAAGCCGUCCACAUAGUGAACGAACCUCGGAUAUUUAAAGGCAUUUUUGCCAUCAUAAAACCAUUUCUGAAGGAGAAAAUAGCAAACAGGUUCUUUCUCCAUGGGUCUGACCUGAACUCUCUCCACACAAACCUUCCAAGGAAUAUCCUCCCCAAGGAGUACGGGGGCACAGCUGGAGAGCUGGACACUGCCACCUGGAAUGCAGUGCUGUUGGCAUCAGAGGAUGAUUUUGUAAGAGAAUUCUGCCAGCCUCUACCUGCCUGCGACAGUCUCCUGGGCCAGCCACUGCUGUCUGAAGGACUGAUCUCAGAUGUGCAGUGUGAUGAUUCCAUACGAGCCGUGAAGUCCCAGCUCUACUCCUGUUAUUAGCACUCUUCUGGGAGAGUCACCAUGUAGAAUUCCUUAUUCCUUAGAAAUGUACAAGGUUUAAGAUGCCAAGGCCUCAGUCUUGCUCCGUCAUUAUGCAGUGACGGAGCUGCCUAUAGAGAUUCAAGGGUGAGCCCAUCACAGGCAGACCUUUGGCUACCUGGAUUAUUCCAGGGAAGACAUGGAAAUUGCCCUGGUGAUUCCCAAAUGUUUGCAACUGCUGGUCUGGAUAAGCUGUCUGUAUCUGUUUUUUAUGCAUCUUGGAAGCAACCAGGGUCAGAGUCACUCUGAAGUGACCAGCAGGAGACAACUGAAUUGAUAACGACUCUGAAGCCAUUUGGUCACAACUCUGAAGCAAUUUGCCAAUCCUGAAAGGUGGCCACAUGUGAAACUGUGUCUUUCCCAAUAACCCUAGUGUUGACCUCUGUUGCUCAUCAGCAAAGUUCAAGGUUCAGGCCCCAGUUGUCAUCACUGGUCCUGGAAAGCCCUAUAAACUGAGCGGUAGAAAUACCAGGACUCAGGCAUUACUUAAAAGAUCAAAUUUGGAAGCCAGGUGCUUCAGAGCAUCCCUGGGAUUCCAGGGUUGAAUCUUGCAAUAGUAACUUUUCCCAAACCCAUAAAGCCUUAGCUCUGGUUCUCCAUGGAUUCAUACCAGUCAACAUAAAAUACUGGAUUCUAGGACUAUGUGGCUAAAGGUUUGGACUAGGAGUUGGGUGUGUGACUGCACAAGACAUGGACCUCGGCUUUGUUGUCUCUAAAGUGAAGCUACAUGGAAUGGGGGCUUUGGGGGAUGCUGAAAUUCUGUUACGUUUCCUGCUUGGAAAGAUGGCCACCUAAAGCUAGGUCUUGUUUUUUUGUGGUAUGUAACAAGCCGCAUGUAAAGGAGUGUCAUUUGGCCUUGCCUUUGGUGGUAACCAGCUAGCUGCCUUUGCAGAAUGAUGAGCAAACUUGAAAGAGAUGGGCUUUCGUGAGGCUGGCCAAAUCCUGGACAAACUCCUUCCACCCUGGAGACACUAGUGGUGUAUUAGAAACAGCCACAGUAAUUGCCAGAUUUGGGCUUCUUCUAUUUUUGUCUCUGGAAACACACCAGAGCAGGUUAUUGCUGGCUCACCUGGGGGCCCUGCCGAGUGUUCAUCUAGUGUGGAAGGACCAGCUGGCCAGAACGUUAGUUUUGCAUUUAGGCACUUUAGACAUCUGUCAAGAUUUUAGCCUUAACCCAAGCAUUGAGUGACGUGAUUCAGCUCCUGGCUUUGGACCUGUGUCCUUUGGUAUUCAUCAUGUGUUGUGAUGUUAAAUAGCGUCAGGUACUGUUGUUUGUGUACUUAGUAGACUAAGCAGGCAUUCCAUACAGCUUACAGAUGUGGCUUUGAGACUCAAAGGUCAGUCUAUUGUUACUAAAUUUCCUAAAACAUCUGCAGAAGUUCUUAAUGGAAACUUACUACAAUAAUGCCAAUUCUGGGGGACAUUCUUUCUACCAUAGAUGCUAAUCCUUGAUCUUCUAGGACCUGGCUGAGCUUAAGUGCCAAAACACACCCCUCUUGACUGCCCAUAGAGACCGUUUACUACUGAGCUUCUGCUAUUUGGUUUAGUUCCUGGAAGGUUUUCUGCUUAAAGGGAUGGCUACCCAAGACACCUGAAAAGACUCAUGCUGGCUCUGAACCCAGCAACCGGGGUGAGAGAAUCUGUUAGAAGCUUUCUUAGGUCCUAAGGAGGAAGAGAGCACAAGGGAAAAAACAGACAAAGGAAAAGAUGAAUUCCUCAGCCCCACCAGGUUCCCUGGUUUAAAUCCUGUCAUGUGACUAGCUAGUUCUUUGUCUAUUUGAUUUAACAAAGGGACAGCUAGGCUCACAGGGAGAAAUCUCAUAGCAGAAAGCACCCAGUUUGCCAGGCCUUUCUGGUUAGGCCUCUGAGAGCCUGGGUUUCCUGUCUCCCCAAGCUGUUCUGCGGCUUGCUGACUCUAGAGAUCAGAGUCUUGGCGCGUCUGGUUUGAAGCAGGCUGUGAGACCAGGACCUCCUGCUGCAAAAUAAAGCAACUCCUGGGCUGAGCAGCAGGGGUGCAGCAAAGCCUCAGUUGAGGGGAACACAUUGGUAGAGGCAGCAAGUGAGCAAGAACUUGGGAGUAUCUGACUUGAGGAUAAAGACAUUUCACAGACAGCUGAACAUGAACUUUUCCUGAAAGUCAAGGUUAUGUGGUGUUGGGAGGAAAAAGCGACAGUGAAAGAGAGGUGGGUUCCACCUUUCUCCUCCCACAUGGCCUUGAAUGUGCCACUGGACAGACGCCCUUGAUCGCUGCCCAAAGAGGCUUGUAUGCUGAACUCCAAAUCCUGUUCCCACUUGGCUCUCUGGCUCUCCUUAGACACUAUUCUGGGCUUUUAAAAAACAAGCUAUUUAGAAAUGUAGGUCAAGUGAAUUGGUGCUGAAAUAUGCUAGUGUAGGAAUAUGGGAGCUUUCUUCUCUUGCCCAAGUCCGCUACAGACUUCCACUAAAUUCAGUUUCUUAGAAACCUGUUAUUCCUUCAUGGAGGAAUACAGAUAAAAUCUACAGAAACAGCCAGAAGCGCUGGCUUCCCACCUUGGCUUCCGCUGGGCAGGGUGGGUUUGGACUACUCACAUUUCAUUUUAGGUUUGUAAGCACCUCAGGUUACAAGGCAGUUUCUUCAGAAAUUCAUGCCCUCCCUCUGAAUACCUGAGACAGCCUUAUUAUCCAGCAGGCAGUCUGGGCAGAUGUCAUCUCCCGAUCAUCCACAGAGCUUGCUUUUUCAUUUGGGCAGCAAUAGCUGCAUGCUGUUGUGGCAUUCUUACAAUACCUCAUCUUGAAGUCAUGCACUUGAGGUUCUUCUGUGGAACCUCCUUUAGGACGGAAAACGUUGACUCAGUUGACAGAAGUGUAGCUGUGCUAUGGUCAUGUCAGGCUGGAACACCGAUGAGCUGCUCAGGACGGCCAGCUGUCUUGCUAAGGCUUCUCAGUAUUGCCAUCUGUUCACUUUGCAAAUCUAAAGUAGAUUUCUUUCUGCUCUCUCGACUCAGAAAUGCUCAGCUUCAAAUGCAAGAAGCACCACCAAAUAUUUCUUCUCAGUGGGAGCUUGCUCCACAGGAAGGUCCAGCGUGACUUGUAGCUGCAGAUGACCACACAUUUACUGGUUUUCAGUUACCUGGGGUCCUGUGUGUGUGUUUCCAAUCUCACUGGAGGUUUUCCGUCAGGCAGUUAAGUGCUUUGGAUUCCCCUGGAUGUGCCUCCUCUUCUUGGCAUAGUACAUAGGAACCCAACAGGUAAAAUACUUGAAACUUCUCAGUGGCCAAGACCUCUGAUCCCCUCUGACUGGUGGAAAUGGGGCUGUUUUCCUGAGCAGUCUAGGCCACCGUUUUAGUCCCUGGUCAUGUUCCUUACUUCAAACUGAAAUUCAGUUUGGCUUUGAGUAUUAGGCACAUGUGGGUUCAUCUACUUCAGUGUUUGUUUUGACCAAAAGUUUAUUUUUCUAGUGCAUUUUUCUAAGUGGUGAAAAUAUGUAAUUUUAGUAUGCAUGACUGGGUCUCCAACAAUAAAAAUCUCUGUAAGGCUGA
Molecule: messenger RNA, 4679 nt
Organism: Peromyscus maniculatus bairdii (prairie deer mouse)
Lineage: Eukaryota; Metazoa; Chordata; Mammalia; Rodentia; Cricetidae
Gene: Ttpal
Product: alpha tocopherol transfer protein like
Cellular component (GO): membrane
Molecular function (GO): phosphatidylinositol bisphosphate binding
Source: RefSeq, a predicted model, not a curated record